GUGGGGUUCUAGCCUCCCGCGGCGGCCGGGGGCGGAGACGGGCCAUGCGGACGGCAGGUGCCCCGGGAUCCCGCAGCUGGGCGCUCCUUCCUCCCUCGGCGGCUGCCCCGAGCCCUCAGACCUAGCGGCGGCCUUUGUUCCGAGCGCCCUCGGCCGCGCCCCGGCCGGCCGCCCCCGGGUCCCGGUCCCCCUGAGGCCGGAGCGGUGCGGAUGCUGCAGCCGCACCUGGGCUUGCGCUCCGGGCUGGAGGAGGCGCGACGGCGCGGCGGCAUGCGAUGGGGAACUGCUGCUGGACGCAGUGCUUCGGGCUGCUCCGCAGGGAAGCGGGCCGGCUGCAACGAGCGGGCGGCGGAGGAUCCAAGUAUUUUAGAACAUGCUCAAGAGGGGAACACUUAACCAUAGAGUUUGAGAAUCUAGUAGAGAGCGAGGAGGGGGAGAGUCCAGGAAGCAGCCACAGGCCACUUACUGAGGAAGAAAUUGUUCACUUACAAGAGAGGCAUUAUGAUUCUAUUGCUGAAAAACAGAAAGAUCUUGAUAGGAAAAUACAGAAAGAGUUAGCCUCACAAGAAGAGAAGUUAAGGCUAGAAGAAGAAGCUUUAUAUGCUGCCCAGCGGGAAGCAGCCAGGGCAGCGAGGCAGCGAAAGCUCUUGGAGCAAGAGAGACAGAGAGUUGUGCAGCAGUAUUGUCCUAGCAGUGGAGACUAUCAAAGUUCAGGACCAGAAGACGACUUUGAAUCUUGUUUGAGAAAUGUAAAGUCACAGUAUGAAGUUUUUCGAAGUAGUAGACUGUCAUCUGAUGCCACAGUAUUGACGCCAAAUACCGAGAGCAGCUGUGAUUUAAUGACCAAAACCAAAUCAACUAGUGGAAAUGAUGACAGCACAUCUUUAGAUCUGGAGUGGGAAGAUGAAGAAGGAAUAAAUAGGAUGCUGCCAAUGAGAGAGCGUUCAAAGACAGAGGAAGACAUUCUCCGGGCAGCACUGAAGUACACCAAGAAGACCGGAAGCAACCCAGCGUCGGCCUCUGAUGACUCUAACGGGUUGGAGUGGGAGAAUGACUUCGUCAGUGCCGAGAUGGAUGACAAUGGCAAUUCUGAGUACUCUGGGUUUGUGAACCCCGUGUUAGAACUGUCAGAUUCUGGUGUCAAGCAGUCUGAUACAGAACAACAGAUUCGAUAGGAUGGAAUUGUGUGACCUCAGUUCUGACCAAAUGUUAAAAUCAACUGGAAUGUAUAAAUGACACCAAGAGUAAGAACCCAUGUUAUAAACACUACAAGAAGGGAACGGGGAGGGGGGCCGCAUGCAGCUGGAAGCUUCAGGGUCCAGUGCAGUUCAGUGGCUCUUCCGUGCUGUCAGCUCAGUCUGUUGCAACUCUUCGUGGCGUUCUUCCUCACCUCUGUCAACGUUUGCAUUUUAAAUCUCUAUUAGUUUUACUUUGCUUUCCUAAACAAUCCUACUUUAUUAUGUAACUGAAAGUCUUAUUUUUCAUUCUCAGCAGAUGUGAAGGGGACAUGAGCAGGGAUGAUUGCACUUCAAAUGCUGUUCACUUUUCCAACAUUAUUUACUUUGAUGACAUCUUAGAAUCUUGUUGGCUGUUAGUAAAUACAAUUUGAGGUGAACCCCAAAAUGUUGAUGUAUUGAUUGGUGUCUUUUGACUCAUAAUCCUAAUACAAUGUUCAUUCAACUUGAACAAAAGAUGCUAGGAUUAAAAUAAACUUCAGAAUUUGGAUAACUUAAGUUGAUAAUAAUUAAAAAUAAUACUUAAUGGGACUGUAGAGAUGGGUUAACGAUUAAGAGCACUGGCUCCUCUUGCAGAGGACCUGAGUUUGGUUCCCAGCAUCCACAUGGCGGCUAUGAACCAUCCUUAACUCCAUUUCCAGGGGAAUGCAAAGCCCUCUUCUGACCUCCACGGCAUUGCAUGGCAUGGGUGCCCUUACAUACAUAAUUGAUAUCUUAAGUUUUUACUCAUUUUUUAAAAUUCUAUAUAUCCAAUGAAUAAUCUUUGAAAGAUUUUACAUAGCAAGUAUUAGACAA
This is a messenger RNA of Nannospalax galili (Upper Galilee mountains blind mole rat), 2030 nucleotides long. RefSeq names its product adaptor related protein complex 1 associated regulatory protein (gene Ap1ar). Gene Ontology annotation, molecular function: AP-1 adaptor complex binding. NCBI's taxonomy places the organism in Eukaryota, Metazoa, Chordata, Mammalia, Rodentia, Spalacidae. Gene Ontology annotation, biological process: negative regulation of substrate adhesion-dependent cell spreading; regulation of Arp2/3 complex-mediated actin nucleation; negative regulation of cell motility. Bases 276 to 1175 code for a protein of 299 amino acids. The record is from RefSeq and is a predicted model, not a curated record. The transcript is spliced from 10 exons.